AUGUCGACAGACUCUAAACCGCGCCCGGGGAUCCCGGCCUUAUUUACGCAGCCGCCAGCCAUCCGUGACCCGCUUAUCACCGAGACAAUCGAUCUGCAGAACGCGACGCUGGAAAAAUGCCUGCCAUUCCUAAAAGGCAUCCACAGCACCCAGACUCAAUUUAACCAACAUGGUGUGCCCGCCCUGCAACGUGAUCUUCACACCGGCUACCUCUAUGAUGCCCUGGAGGAUUAUCCCGAGGGGUUCGUCGCCAUGGACGCCAGCCGCCCGUGGAUUGUGUACUGGGCAUUGGCGGGACUUGCCAUGCUGGGAGAAGAUACGACUCAGUUUCGCGAACGUGUGAUCACUACGCUUCGGCCGAUGCAGAACCCCACAGGUGGCUUUGGCGGCGGCCACGGCCAGACAUCUCAUCUAGCGGGCAGUUAUGCAGCCAUCCUGUCGCUGGCCAUGGUUGGAGGCGAACAGGCCUUUGAAUUGGUGGAUCGAAACGCGAUAUGGCAAUGGAUCUGCCGAUUGAAGCAGCCAGAUGGGGGAUUCCGUGUUUGUGAAGGCGGGGAGGAAGAUGUGCGUGGCGCAUACUGCGCUAUGACUCUGAUUUCGCUACUGGAUCUGCCGCUGACGCUUGCUCCGGGCUGCCAAGCGCGGGAGGCCGGUUUGUUCAAUUUGACGAGCGGUCUUCCUGAAUAUCUUUCACGGUGCCAAACAUUUGAAGGAGGUAUCUCGGGCAGCCCUGGAUCGGAGGCUCAUGGGGCAUACGCCUUUUGCGCUCUAGCAUGUCUGUCUAUCUUGGGAUCUCCCGAGGAGAUGUUCAAUAGACACAUGGAUAUUCCCAUGUUAGUGUCGUGGUUGUCUGCACGUCAGUCCGCCCCAGAAGGUGGUCUUUCCGGACGCACAAAUAAGCUGGUUGAUGGAUGUUACAGCCAUUGGGUGGGUGGAUGCUGGCCAUUGAUUGAAUCUUCUCUGCAAGGAAAGCCAGACACCGCCGAGCCACCAGCCAACAGUCUUUUCAGCCGCGAAGGUUUAACCCGAUACAUCCUUGGAUGUUGUCAAGGGGUCGAUGGUGGUCUUCGCGAUAAACCGGGCAAGAUUGAGCGCGACUCAAAACCAUCAUUACCGAACAGGCUCGAGUGUCUCAAGCGGCAACUUUUCAUCCUCAUUUUCCUGGAAGUCUUCACCAAGCCGUGA
Penicillium griseofulvum is the source of this 1185-nucleotide messenger RNA. RefSeq names its product CAAX farnesyltransferase subunit beta RAM1. Gene Ontology annotation, biological process: protein farnesylation. Bases 1 to 1185 code for a protein of 394 amino acids. Gene Ontology annotation, cellular component: protein farnesyltransferase complex. The transcript has 7 exons. Gene Ontology annotation, molecular function: protein farnesyltransferase activity. Lineage: Eukaryota; Fungi; Ascomycota; Eurotiomycetes; Eurotiales; Aspergillaceae. The record is from RefSeq and is a predicted model, not a curated record.